AUGGUGGUCUCAGACAGCAAGAGUAAGGGGAGUGUCAAGUCAACCAUUCACGACAAUCCAAACGUUGAUGUUCGCAUUCAGGACAUUCAUAUCGCAGAUAUGGACCAGAGUUCCAUGCCCGAUUCUACAAAUUCGCACUCGUCUCACUCCUCGCACACAGCAACCGCAUCUGCUGCGCAAUCAGGCUCAUACUCGGUCAUAAACCAGUCACCAAUCUCAAAGACAGCAGAUUGGACUCUAGAUCUCCCCGACUCCCAACAUGCACAAUUCUUCAGAAGCACAGAUUGGGCUGCAACUCCUCUUGGCCCAUUGGAAUCAUGGGGACUUGCGCUUCGACUUCACACUUUUACGACAUUUUCGGAUUCGAGACCCGCGUGUUUAUACUGGGUGGCUAUAUACAACGAACAUUUUAUCACUAUAACCGGCAAAACCCAUCCAACACUGAUGGGCAAACCUUUUGAAGUGGCCUUCCCAGAGAUCUGGAACGACAUAAGAGGCGUUUUCAUCUAUGCAGAGACUAGCAAGGUUGCGGCGGACGUCAAUGAGAUACCUUUAAUGGUAGAAAGGAGUGGUUACAAAGAGGAGUCGUACUUUACUGGAAGCUUCAAUCCCGUUCGAUGCGAAGAUGGAGCAGUUGGAGGCUUUUACAAUUCUGUAGGUUCGUAA
Sclerotinia sclerotiorum 1980 UF-70 is the source of this 666-nucleotide messenger RNA. RefSeq lists its product as hypothetical. The transcript has 2 exons. The coding region runs from base 1 to 666 and encodes 221 amino acids. NCBI's taxonomy places the organism in Eukaryota, Fungi, Ascomycota, Leotiomycetes, Helotiales, Sclerotiniaceae. The record is from RefSeq and is a predicted model, not a curated record.